AUGGCCACUGCCGGAAACCACAACCAUGAAAACGCCGUCACCGUGCUGAUGGUUCCUCUUCCGGCGCAGGGGCAUCUGAACCAGCUCCUCCAUCUCUCCCGCUUAAUCUCAUCUUAUAACAUCCCGGUUUAUUACGUGAGCACUCCGGCUCACGUACGCCAGGCAAAGCUUCGUAUCCAUGGCUGGAAUCCUGACUCCAUUUCCAACUUUCACUUCCACGGAUUUCCCGUCCCUCCCUAUGAAAUCCCUCCUCCAGAUCCAAAUGCCUCCACUAAAUUACCUACGCAUCAGACUCCAGCCCUUCUUUCCACAGUUCACCUUCGGGAUCCAGUCUUUCAACUCAUGCAAACAUUGUCCAAUACAACCAAAAGAUUAGUAGUAAUUCACGAUGUCUCCAUGUCAUACGUUAUCCAAGACAUCGGUUUUGUUCCAAACGGAGAAUCCUACACCUUUUCGCCAUCCUCUGCGUUAAGCAGUUACUCCAAUCUGUGGCAACUUGGUGGGAAACCCGAAGGAGUGCCUGAACAGCAACUGCUCCAACUCCUGCCAAAGUUUAAAUUCCGACAAGAAACCAAAGAAUUUGCGCUAUUACAACUUGGAGCAAAAAUUACCAGCUCUGGAACCCUUAUCAACUCAUGCGCAGCAAUAGACGGUCCUUUUCUCAAUUACCGUGCUAUGUUCAAAAGUUUUGGCUCCGAUAAGGUCUGGGCAGUUGGUCCAUUGAAUCCUGUUCAAUAUGUACGGGUGAAAGAUGAUGACGUCCAGCAAGGGCAGCAUUACUGUCUUGACUGGCUCAAUGAGCAAUCUUCCAAUUCAGUUAUAUUCGUGUCGUUUGGUUCCUCCAUUACGCUUUCAGAUGAAGAGAUCAAAGAGACGGCGAUCGGGCUCGAAAAGAGCGGGCAAAAGUUCGUAUGGGUUCUUAGGGAUGCUGAUAAAGGUGAUUUGUCUAAUGAGGAAGGUGGUGGUGAUCUGGUUAAAGAAGUGCUCAAUGUUGGUCUGCUGGUCCUGCCGGAAUUUUUUUCAUCAGAUCCUCAAGCUGAAGAAAUUCAGGUGACAUCAAAAGACAUCGAAAAUGCUGUGAGAACGCUGAUGGAUUCUGCGGAGGGAGAGCAGAUGAGGCAAAGGGCACAAGAAGUGAGUAAAGCAUUGAAAGCAUCUCUUACGGACAAUGGAACUCCAUCGGGGGUAGAUUCUUUUGUUGCUCAUAUUCGCAGAUAAUUUUUGUUUUUAAUGUCCCAAUGCUUGUUUUCGGCUGAAUUUAAGGCGCCUCGAUCAUUGAUGAGUAGGUAUGCCAUUGAGUGUAUAACGCGAUGCUGUGUGAUAAUUUCA
Molecule: messenger RNA, 1329 nt
Organism: Oldenlandia corymbosa var. corymbosa
Lineage: Eukaryota; Viridiplantae; Streptophyta; Magnoliopsida; Gentianales; Rubiaceae
Source: the annotation of a GenBank genome assembly